Molecule: messenger RNA, 5111 nt
Organism: Anguilla rostrata (American eel)
Lineage: Eukaryota; Metazoa; Chordata; Actinopteri; Anguilliformes; Anguillidae
Gene: disp1
Product: dispatched homolog 1 (Drosophila)
Exons: 12
Coding region: 664-5034 (1456 amino acids)
Biological process (GO): smoothened signaling pathway
Cellular component (GO): membrane
Molecular function (GO): peptide transmembrane transporter activity
Source: RefSeq, a predicted model, not a curated record
AAAAGUGGUACCGAUACCGAACACAUGUCCCCAGUCACAGUCAGUAACAAAGCAACUAAACAUAUAAAAUCACGUUGGAUCCAGACGCCAGGGUACAGCCCGUCCGCUUAUGCCUUGGUCGACGGAAGUAAACCGCAAACUACGCGGCGCACUUGUUUUGGUUCACUCCGGUUACCGCAGACGCGCUUGGACGCCAUCGGAAUUCACUUCCUGUUCGCACUCAACGGGGUUAGUGCACUGAUUCAAACGCCAACUCUCUCCACAGUCAGGCUUUAAAAAGCUGGACCAGGCAGACGCAGCCCCAGCUGAACUUUGGUUCUGGAGCUGCUUGGGCCGAGUGGGUCCUGGCGUUAAUUCGGCAGUGGACCGCUCCGGACCGGUCGGCCCGCUCCCCCGCCGGACCCUUCUGGAAGCUCUGAUUGAAAGCAGGCUGGGCCGAGGCGUUUCGGUCCGGUCCCGGGACGGGAGGAAUCGAUAACGCUCCUCAGUCACAUACGGAAGAUUACUCAUGACAAGCUGUACGUGAUUCUUCAGCAGACCACUCACCCCCUCAGUUGAUCACCUGUGAAGACUGCAGAUCAGAGCACAUGACCAGCAUCGACGGGGAGGCCCAGUUGCCUUGAGGAGAGGCGUGAUCUCUGAGGCGCUGGCGGGAAGACGACCAUGGCGCAUAGCAACGGGAACGGCGACCUUCUCCUCGGCAACGGUGGCGUCCCGGCAGCGGGCGGCAUCGCCACGGCGACGGCGGUGGGACCCGAGGCGGACGGCAGCGCGCUGCGCGGGAAGGUCAGCCAGAACGGCGGCGUGAAGCUCAACGGGCUGCUCCGCCCACACCCCGCCCCCAGCCCCGCCGACACGCCCAAACCGCCCCCCUGCUGCCACCGCUGCCCCUUCCACCCGCCGCUCUGCUGCCACGGCAACCAGCAGGAGUGCCACAUCUUCCAGAACCGGUCUCCGGUCCACCCGGCGCCCUGCUGCCUGCAGCAGCACCGCGCCCAGGACCACUUCCAGAACCCGCCCGGCCCGCUCAACAUGGCCAGCAUGAGGAGCAGGGUUUAUGAGCUGGGGCGCUCGGUGGACAGUGUGGUUCCCGUGUGCAGCUCAAGACCAUUUAGAUUCCCCAAAAGUUAUGCUGCGCUGAUAGCUGAUUGGCCGGUGGUGGUACUGGGCGUGUGCACUGUCCUCAUAGGAGUCUGUGCCUUGGUGGGGGUCCUGGUUCCAGAGCUCCCAGACUUCUCUGACCCCCUGCUGGGGUUUGAGCCACGGGGCACAGCCAUUGGUCAGCGCCUGGUCACAUGGAACAACAUGGUGAAGAACACCGGCUACAAAGCCACCCUGGCCAACUACCCCUUCAAAUACGCCGACGAACAGGCCAAGAGUCACCAGGAGGACCGGUGGCUGGAGGAGCACUUGGACAGAGACAAGCGGCAGGUGGAGUGGGACUUCAGCAAAGACAGCUUCUUCUGCGACGUUCCCGCAGGGGACCGCUACUCCAGGCUGGUGUUCAGCUCUGCGGAGGGGAAGAACCUGUGGAAUGUACAAGCAAUCAAAUCCAUGUGCAGUUUGGACAACACGCGGGUCCGGUCACACCCGCAGUACUGGAAGCUGUGCCAGCGGACCUCCGAUGCCUCCUGCUGCCCCAGCUGGACGCUGGGCAACUACAUCGCCGUCCUCAACAACAAGUCGUCGUGCCAGAAGAUCACGGAGCGCGACGCGUCCCACACGCUGAAGGUGCUGCGCUCCUGCGCCAAGUUCUACCACAACGGCACGCUGGGGCCCGACUGCUGGGACACGGCCGCGCGCCGCAAGGACCAGCUCAAGUGCGCCAACGUGCCGCGCAAGUGCACCAAGUACAACGCCGUCUACCAGAUCCUCCACUUCCUGGUGGACAAGGACUUCCUGGGGCCCAAGGCGGGGGACCCGCAGGCCCCGUCGCUGAGGUACAGCAUGCUCUUCUCCCCCACGGAGAAGGGCGAGACCAUGAUGGACAUCUACCUGGACAACUUCGAGAACUGGAACGCCUCGGACGGCGUGACCACGGUGACGGGAAUCGAGUUUGGGAUCAAGCACAACCUGUUCCAGGACUACCUGCUGACGGACACGGUGUACCCGGCCAUCGCCAUCGUCAUCGUCCUGGCGGUCAUGUGCGUGUACACCCGCUCCGUCUUCAUCACCCUCAUGACCAUGUUCGCCAUCAUCAGCUCGCUGAUCGUGUCCUACUUCCUGUACCGCGUCGUCUUCAACUUCCAGUUCUUCCCCUUCAUGAACCUGACGGCGCUCAUCAUCCUGGUCGGGAUCGGCGCGGACGACGCCUUCGUCCUCUGCGACGUCUGGAACUACACCAAGUUCGACCGGCCCGACGCCGAGCUGUCGCGGACGGUGGGCGUGACCUUGCAGCACGCCGCCCUCUCCAUGUUUGUCACCAGCUUCACCACCGCCGCCGCCUUCUACGCCAACUACGUCAGCAACAUCACCGCCAUCCGCUGCUUCGGGGUCUACGCCGGCACCGCCAUCCUGGUCAACUACAUCCUGAUGGUCACCUGGCUGCCGGCGGUGGUGGUCCUGCACGAGCGCUACCUGCUCAACCUCUUCACCUGCUUCCAAACGCCGCCGCACAGUAGCCGGGCCUACAGCACCAAAAGCUUCUGGAACUUUCUCUGCCAGAAGGUGGACAAGUGCCUCUUCGCCGCCUCCGAGGUCUCCCGGAUCUUCUUCGAGAAGGUCUUGCCCUGCGUGGUGAUCAGGUUCCGCUACGUCUGGCUCUUCUGGUUCCUGGCCUUCACGGUGGGCGGGGCCUACGUGGUCUGCAUCGACCCCAAGAUGAAGCUGCCCUCGCUGGAGCUGUCCGAGUUCCAGGUGUUCCGCUCCUCCCACCCCUUCGAGCGCUACGACGCCGAGUUCAAGAAGCUCUUCAUGUUCGAGCGCGUCCACAACGGCGAGGAGCUGCACAUGCCCAUCACCAUAAUCUGGGGCGUCACCCCCGUGGACAGCGGGGACCCCCUCAACCCCAAAAACAAGGGCAAGCUCACGCUGGACGCCACCUUCAACGUGGCCACCCCGGCCUCCCAGACCUGGAUCCUCAACUUCUGUCAGAAGCUGCGGAACCAGAGCUUUGUGCACCAGUCGGACGAGCAGGACUUCACCAGCUGCUUCAUGGAGACCUUCAAGCAGUGGAUGGAGAACCAGGACUGCGAGGAGGCGCUCGUCUACCCCUGCUGCAGCCAGUCCGUCUUCCCCUACAAGCAGGACGUCUUCGAGCUCUGCAUCAAGAGGGCCAUCAUGGAGCUGGACCGCAGCACCAUCUACCACCUGGACAGCAAGACGCCCGGCCCCAGGUUCGACAUCAACGACACCAUCCGGGCGGUGGUGCUGGAGUUCCAGAGCACCUACCUGUUCACGCUGGCCUACGAGCGGAUGCACCAGUUCUACCGGGAGGUGGACGUGUGGAUCCAGGAGGAGCUGAAGUCCGCGCCCCCGGGGUUGAGCUACGGCUGGUUCGUCAGCAACCUGGAGUUCUACGACCUGCAGGACAGCCUGUCGGACGGCACGCUGGUCGCCAUGGCGCUGUCGGUGGCGGUGGCGUUCAGCGUGAUGCUCCUGACCACCUGGAACGUGGUGAUCAGCCUGUACGCCAUCGUGUCCAUCGCCGGGACCAUCUUUGUGACGGUGGGGUCGCUGGUGCUGCUGGGCUGGGAGCUGAACGUCCUGGAGUCGGUCACCAUCUCGGUGGCGGUGGGGCUGUCGGUGGACUUCGCCGUGCACUACGGCGUGGCCUACCGCCUGGCCCCCGAGCCCGACCGCGAGGGGAAGGUGGUCUUCUCCCUGAGCCGGAUGGGCUCGGCCAUUGCCAUGGCGGCGCUCACCACCUUCGUGGCGGGGGCGAUGAUGAUGCCGUCCACCGUGCUGGCGUACACCCAGCUGGGCACCUUCAUGAUGCUGAUCAUGUGCGUGAGCUGGGCCUUCGCCACCUUCUUCUUUCAGUGCAUGUGCCGCUGCCUGGGGCCGCAGGGCACCUGCGGGCAGAUCCCGCUGCCCAAGGGGCUGCGCUGCCACGCCCUCUCGCCCGACGGCCCCGCCCCCUCGCUGCCCGCCGCCGGGAAGCUGUGCCGCGGCGAGGUGGAGCACGAGCACUACGAGCUGGAGCCGCUGGCGUCCGCCACAGACGCCGGGCGCACGGACGGGUCCGCCGGCGACGAGGCGCAGGUGUGCCCCCGGCUCUACAGCGGGACCCCCGAAAACGGGCUGCCUGCCCUGUCCGAGCCGGGGCGCCCCUGCCAGUACUCCUGUGGGGACCCCCAGCCGGUCAGGGGCGCGCCGUGGACGCCCCACUCGUGCUCUCAGAUCGGGGACGUCCCCCCGCCCUGCCCCGGCUCGUGUGCGCCCCCCGGUGGCCUCCCCCUGCAGGGGCGAGCCUUGCUCUCCGCCCUGGAGUGCCACGCCCACUACCUCCACCACGCCCCCGCGCACCACCUGCCCCGGCAGCACCACCCCCACUGCCCCUCGGGCCUCGGGCAGAGACCCGCCCCCCAGGCCUGCCACCUCAGGAACUACUGCGUGCACAUGGUGCAGCUGCAGCAGUCUCCCGACCACCAGGGGGCGCCGGACUCCACCGGCCCUGCCGCCGAAGAGCCCCAGAGGUCGGGCAGGCCUCAGUGCUCGGGCGCUAAUGGCGCCGUUAGCCCCGCCCCGGCGGCAAAGACUCUCACAGCGGGGGGGUGCGCGGGAAACCAUGUGACGCAGGCCGGCGGCGACCGACCGCCAGAGCCGGCCGAUUCCCGCCAGGAGGGGGCGGGGCCCCACGAACGGCCGGCCGCGAACUCCUGCCCCGCCGGGCAGAAGGAGGGCGCCCCCAAGAGGUGCAGGCCGAAGCGCAAGGAGAAGAGGGCCAAGGCCCCCUCCGCCAAAAAACUGUGUUUCAGCAGGACUCUGAAAGAUAAGUGCAAUUCUCUGGACUCGCAUCACACGCCAAAACCGGAACCCGCAGUGCCUGCACUUCCUGUGACCUCACAGCCCUCCUCCGAGAGUCGGUGCUGAAUAUUAAACGCUUAUACAGGAAAACCUUUAAAAAAAACACUAUGGAGUAAAUUUAUGAAUAAAUUUUGUUAUAUGAA